UUUUCGUUGGCAUCCCGACCGGCAACUGAAAUUCUCGAGCGACCAAUCAUGAGGCUCUUCCUGGUAACAAUGCUGGUGUUGGCUAGCAGUGCAGCCGUUCCCGUUGACACGGAUUUAGGAAAAUUGCAGAGCGCUUCAGAGGAAAAGAAACAUGGGAAAAGAGAUGUAGAUUGUUCGAACGGAUACAGUGUACACGUAUAUUGUCCACCGGAUUAUGCUCCACCCGAACCGUCACCCGUCUUACAAUUAGUUCAACAGCCAGUCUUGCAUGUGCCUGUGCCCGUUCCGCAGCCGGUGCCACAUCCGGUCCCAGUACCCAUAGCAGUACCGAUCACGAAACACGUACCAGUUCCCCUACCGAUUCAUAUCGAACGCACCGUGCAGGUGCCAGUGCCUAAACCGUAUUCCGUCACCGUGGAGAAGAUCGUCCAUGUGGACCGGCCAGUUCCGGUGACAGUCGAGAAACAGGUGCACGUCCCAGUCGAUCGACCGGUACCGGUACCGGUACCGCAACCGUAUCCCGUCCACAUCGAGAAGGUCGUACACGUAGACCGACCGUAUCCGGUGCCGGUAGCAGUGCCAAAGCCGUACCCAGUACCGGUCCUACAUCACAAGCACUGGUCCAUACACAAGCACAAGUUAUUCAAUUGUUGUUAA
Molecule: messenger RNA, 657 nt
Organism: Mycetomoellerius zeteki
Lineage: Eukaryota; Metazoa; Arthropoda; Insecta; Hymenoptera; Formicidae
Product: proline-rich protein 4
Exons: 3
Coding region: 49-657 (202 amino acids)
Source: RefSeq, a predicted model, not a curated record